Messenger RNA from Indicator indicator, 3240 nucleotides. RefSeq names its product fucose kinase (gene FCSK). Bases 1 to 3240 code for a protein of 1079 amino acids. The transcript is spliced from 23 exons. Gene Ontology annotation, molecular function: ATP binding; fucokinase activity. Gene Ontology annotation, biological process: GDP-L-fucose salvage. The record is from RefSeq and is a predicted model, not a curated record. Lineage: Eukaryota; Metazoa; Chordata; Aves; Piciformes; Indicatoridae.
AUGGCGGCGGAGUGGAGCGGAGUCCUCCUCACCUGCCAGCGCGGCGGCUGUGUCGCCGCCUUCCAGCGAGAGCUGGAGGUUCGCCGGCUGAGGGGCGGCUUGGGCCCGCGGCCCCCCCCGCUCCUCCUGGCCGUGGAGGAUCCCUGGGACCGCCUGGGCAGCGGCGGGGCCACCCUCAACGCCUUGCUGGUGGCGGCCGAGCACCUCAGCGCCAGGGCGGGCUGCACGGUGGUGAGUUCAGAUGUCCUGAGGGAAGCUCACAUCCUCAUCCUGCACAUGGGCCGAGACUUCUCCUUUGAUGACUGUGGCAGGGCCUUCACCUGCCUGCCUGUGGAGGAGCCCAAUGCCCAGGCUGAAGCUCUGGUCUGCAACCUGGACAGCUUGCUGAAGACCAUGACACACCAGCUCUGUGUGGGCUCCCCACCCGGCGUGUGGGUCUGCAGCACCGACAUGCUCCUCACUGUGCCCUCAGCACCAGGGAUCAACUGGGAUGGCUUCCAGGGAGUCAGAGUGAUUGCAGUGCCCGGGAGCCAGGCAUAUGCCAGGAACCAUGGAGUCUACCUCACUGAUGAGCAGGGGCUGGUCCAGGACAUCAUCUACAAAGGCACAGAAGCCCAGAUCCAGCAGUGUGCGGGGCCCGAUGGCACUGUCCCACUGGUCUCUGGGGUGGUUUUCUUCUCCUCGGAUGCUGCCGAGCAGCUCCUGGCCACUCAUGUCAUCCCUCCUCUGGAUGCCUGCACCUACAUGGGGCUGGACUCGGGGGCACCACCCAUCCAGCUCUCCCUCUUCUUCGACAUGGUGCUGUGCAUGGCAGCAGGAGUGGCAGAGGAGGACUUUGUGAAGGGUGGUGGUGAUGCCAGCGUGAGGAGUGCCCGUUCUGUGCUGUGGGCAGCUCUCCGUGCCUUCCCUCUCAGCAUGGCCUGCAUCCCCAACGCGUCCUACGACUACCUGAGCACCUCUGCCAGCGACCACCUCCGCAGCCUGACGCUCCUGCCCGGCCCUGCCAGCUGCCUCCCCUUCUGCCCAACAGCCCACUCCCAUGUGGAUCAACUCUGUCUCCUGGAGGAAGGCUCUUCAGUCACCAACUGCUUGCUGGAAGGAGCUGUUCGGCUAGCAGCUGGCAGUGUCAUCCAGCACUGUCACCUCCAGGGUCCCCUGGAGAUCGGUCCUGGCUGCCUCAUCUCAGGCCUGCCCUCAGGCUCCUCCCCAGCCCUGCAAGGCUGUCCCCUGCAGGAUGUUGUCCUUCAGGGCCACCACGUCCGGUUGCACGACCUGCCCUGCCGCGUCUUCACCCUCACCGGCCGCCUGGACGACUGGCAGAGCCCUGCUGAAGAUGCCACCUACCUGAACGUGCCCUGGGCCGAGUUCUUCCAUCGGACAGGCAUACGGGCAGGGGACCUGUGGGACACGGAGCUGGCGGGGAGCAGCCGCUGCCUGCUGAGUGCCAGGCUGUUCCCGGUGCUGCACGCCCGCCAGGUGCUGGGGCUGGAGGAUGUGCUGUGGCUGCUGGCCCCGGCGGCGCCCAGCGAGCGGCUGGCACGCUGGAGGGCAGCCUGGCGCAUGUCCUGGCAAGAGCUGCUGCCCUGCCUGGACAAGGCGGCCGAGCUGGGUGCCCGCCGGGCACUCUUCUUCCUGCAGGGGCAGCGCAAGGUGCGGAGGGUGCUGCUGGGGCGGCAGGACAGCAGCCUCCUGCCCCUGGCCUGCAGUGCUGUCCAGGAGGGCUACCACCAGGCCGUGCUGGACACGCUGGAUGAGGUGGCCUCCACGAGUGGUGAUGCUGGCAUCGCGGCGCGGGCGCUUGCCUGUGUGGCAGAGGUGCUGGGCUGCAUGGCACGAGGGGAAGGCGGCUUGAGGAGCGGCCCUGCUGCCAACAGGGAGUGGGCAGCGGCUUUCAGGCGCCUGGAGAGCGGGGACAUUGCUGGUGGGGUCCAGGAGCUGGCUGCUGAGAGGCAGAAGUGGAUGAGCAGCCCAGCCUUGCUGGUGAGAGCAGCUCGGCAUUACGAGGGGGCAGAGCAGAUCCUGGUCCGGCAGGCAGUGAUGUCCUCGUGCCAGUUUGUCACCGUGGGGCACACAGAGCUGCCCCCCAUAGGACACUGGGUGCAGGUGGCUUGUCCGGCCCGCUUGGACCUCUCUGGUGGCUGGAGUGACACCCCCCCCAUCACCUACGAGCACGGCGGGGCCGUGGUGGACCUGGCGGUGCUGGUGGACGGCUGCAGGCCCAUCGGGGCCCGGGUGCGGCGCAUCAGCCAGCCCCAGCUGCGCCUCCUCAGCCUGGGGGCCACGGCCACCCAGCUGCUGUGCCAGGAGCUAGAGCACCUGGGGGAUUACUGCCAGCCCCAUGCACCAGGAGCCCUGCUGAAAGCUGCCUUCAUCUGCACCCAGGUGGUGCAGUUCCCCUCUGAGAAACCCCUGAGGGCCCAGCUUAUGGAGAACUUCGGGGGUGGCUUUGAAGUGCACACUUGGUCCAAGCUGCCCCACGGCUCUGGCCUUGGCACCAGCAGCAUCCUGGCAGGAGCGGUGAUGGCCUCUCUGUACCGAGCAGCUGGGAAGGCUGCCAGCACCGAGUCCCUCAUCCACGCCGUGCUGCACCUGGAGCAGAGGCUCACCACAGGUGGUGGUUGGCAGGACCAAGUGGGUGGGCUUGUGCCUGGCAUCAAAAUCGGGCGGUCAAGGGCCCAGCUGCCGCUCAGGGUGGAGGUGGAGAAGAUCUCAGUGCCCCAGGGUUUUACCCAGACCCUCAAUGACCACCUGCUGCUGGUCUACACGGGCAAGACUCGCCUGGCACGCAACCUGCUGCAGGACGUGGUGAGGAACUGGUAUGCCAGGCUGCCCUCCAUCGUGCAGAACGUUGACAUGCUAGUGAGCAACGCUGAGGAGUGUGCCCAGGCCUUGAGGCAAGGGGACCUGCCCCUCCUUGGCAAGUGCCUGGAGCGCUACUGGCAGCAGAAGAAGUGCCUGGCGCCCGGCUGCGAGCCGCUGGCCGUGGGGCGCAUGAUGGCUGCCCUGCAGCCCCACGUCCACGGGCAGUGCCUGGCUGGGGCUGGGGGUGGGGGCUUCCUCUACGUCUUAACCAAAGCCCCCAGGCAGAAGGAGGCUUUGCACCACGUCCUAGCACAAACCCAGGGGCUGGGCAACUUCAGCAUCCACAGCAUCGAAGUGGACACGGGUGGGUUUUCAGUGGAGAUUGUGGGAUGUGAUCCAGAGGAUUCUGCUCACCUAGGGGAGGACUGGGAUGUGUGA